AUGAAAGUCCUAAAACUAAAUACAGGAGAAAAACUUGACUUUUUCACUGCAAAGUCGACUGUUACAUUGAUCAGCAGGUUUCGUCAAAACGAAUUAUCACCUAGUUCACCCACGACAAGAGUGAGCUGUUAUAUUCCUCUAAAACAAUUACAGAGAGCCCAUUUCCUUCUGUGUGAAGUGAGCCGAAACAUCGACAACUUUUACAGCAUACAAAAUCUCCUGCAGCUAAUUAGCUGCUUUGUGUGUACCGUAUCGUACACAUACGCGUUUGUGAUGAACGUUUUUAAGUUAAAGAUAUCAACAUCGAAAUACGCAGAGGACCACAUUGCAUUGUCGUGCUUUUUGUUGGUUAUAGUUAACAUCUGGUGGCUCGGCAGCAUUACAUACAGCAGUGAAGUGGUCAGACGAGAAUUUGGCAACACGGGGCGCCUGGUGAAGAAGCUGCUGCUGCUGCUGCCAACACCAGUGGACCGCAGCUGUCCUGCGGAACUUCAACUGUUCGCCCAGCAGCUGGCUGGGCGGUCUGUCAGCUACAGCGCAGCAGGGCUCUUCUCGCUGGACCUGUCAAUGGUGAAGCCAGCUGUGGCCACCGCCGCCACCUACCUCGUCGUUCUCGUCCAAUUUGGUUUGUCAGAUAUCAGCAAGCAGUCAAACAACGGGAGUAACUACCUUAAUGAGACUUCCAGAUAA
Schistocerca serialis cubense is the source of this 690-nucleotide messenger RNA. RefSeq names its product putative gustatory receptor 28a. Bases 1 to 690 code for a protein of 229 amino acids. The record is from RefSeq and is a predicted model, not a curated record. Gene Ontology annotation, cellular component: neuronal cell body; axon; dendrite. Gene Ontology annotation, biological process: sensory perception of taste. Lineage: Eukaryota; Metazoa; Arthropoda; Insecta; Orthoptera; Acrididae. The transcript has a single exon.